AUGGAUUUGGACCAAGAAGGUGAACCAAUGAAAUUCUUGAGCUAUAUGAGGACUCUGAAUACUCCGUUAUUCUCAGGAGUCGCAAACCCCUUGGAUGCUAAUGACUGGAUAAAGCGUUUGGAAAAGAACUUUGACUUUUGUAAGUGUCCCACAGAGUUGAAGAUGGAUAUUGCUGUGCGUUUCUUGGCUGGAGAUGCUAUUCACUGGUGGCAAAAAGUCGAGCGUGUGAGCUAUAUGAAGAAGACAUGGACAGAGUUUAAAAAGGGAUUCAAAAUGCGGUAUCUUCCACCGGAGGCUAGGGAUUCCAUUGAGCAGCAUUUAAUUAAGCUAAUACAAGGGAGUAUGUCCGUUAGGGAGUAUGAGUCUGAGUUUUGGAGGCUUUUGUAUUUUCUUCUUGAUGAUAAUGAUUAUAACAACAAUGAGAAAGCUGAUAUUCGUAGGUUUAUAAGGGGACUGAGACCCGACAUCCGGAUACAUCUAAUCAGCGCAGAUUUUAAUCGGCUAACAGAUGUUAUCCGAAAAGCUAUUCUGAUAGAAGAAAAUAUUCAAGAGGAGAAGAUGAGAAAGGCUGCAACUGCAACAUUCACUUUUGGAAGUAAGGCACCAUGCACUGACCAUGCAAGCACCUCUAGAAAGAACAAACUCGGGAAGAAAAAGAAUUGUUUAGCUCGCGGGGGACACCGUGUUGGACCAUGUACGAUCUGCCCAUCUGCUGAAGUUUGCUACAACUUUGGUAAUCAAGAUCAUAUUUCCCGAAACUGCAAGAAUGUCGAGGACCCGGUAAUGCCUCCCACAAAGCGUCAAGCCCUCUUUGCUCCUGCUUCUUCUUCCGGUAACAAGGACCCGGUCACGGGCAAGCAAGUCUGA
Capsella rubella is the source of this 867-nucleotide messenger RNA. RefSeq lists its product as uncharacterized. The transcript has 2 exons. The coding region runs from base 1 to 867 and encodes 288 amino acids. The record is from RefSeq and is a predicted model, not a curated record. Lineage: Eukaryota; Viridiplantae; Streptophyta; Magnoliopsida; Brassicales; Brassicaceae.